Messenger RNA from Topomyia yanbarensis, 3550 nucleotides. Its product is annotated as nose resistant to fluoxetine protein 6-like. NCBI's taxonomy places the organism in Eukaryota, Metazoa, Arthropoda, Insecta, Diptera, Culicidae. The coding region runs from base 526 to 2574 and encodes 682 amino acids. The record is from RefSeq and is a predicted model, not a curated record. The transcript has 6 exons. Gene Ontology annotation, molecular function: acyltransferase activity, transferring groups other than amino-acyl groups.
UUGGAUAGUUUUGGAACUAUCGCUUUUAUUUAGAACUGAUCUACAAAUAUUUUGACAGCUUAUCUCACCAUGCGACCAAAAUUCACCAAGCGAGCCGAAAAUGUUUAAAUUUUACGAUCUUUUAAUGAUAUAUAAUCUUCUAAAACAUCCAAUCAUCUUAGCGCCAGACGGUCUACCAAAACCCGUUCGAUUCGACUCCUCCCCCCAACCGUCCACCGCUCCAUCCACCACACAAUGCGUCACGCCAGAUGAUCAAUCAGUUCCAACCCCUAAAACACUCUUACCCGUUAUUUACUGCUUCCAGUUCGAACCGAUUAAAACGCAGAAGCUACUUCGGAUAAGUGCCAGUUUGUUUGGUGUGUGUGUCGUUUUUUUCGUGUCUUAUUUGCAUUCACACAGCAGCUGAUCCUCCCAGCAGCAGCAGCAGAUUGGACCACACAGAGGAGGACCGAGCUGUGACGCCGCAGCUCCAGCUGUUUUGGUUUUUGCUUUUUUUUUAUUGUUGCCAUUUCGGUGUCGACCAACAUGACGACCGCCGUAGGUCGAAGGCGUCGCCUAGCAGCGGAGUUCCGGUGGCUGAGGUUGCUCGCGUUGCUUCUAACCAUCGGCUGCCGGUUGACACGCGCCCACGUUGAUGAUUUUAUGGAAUUGCCCGACUACAUGAAGCUACCAAAACUGUUUGUGUAUGACGAUUUUGGUGAUUGCGUUGAUGAGAACCCGGAGAGCUUCGUGUUUUGCGUUGUGCACGCCCGGGUGUUGCCGGAUGAGUCGUCGGAACUAUGGCGGAAUAUCAGUUACAUAUCCAACAGUUAUCGCAACUAUGAUCACUCCAAACUGGAACGUGGAGUUUGCAUCCAGAGCUGCGAGAAUCAGAUUCGUACCGCGGGUACCACAGGCCUAUCCUCCAAUCGGUCCUAUGCCCAAUUGGCACGGCAUUGUGUCAGUAGUGAAAUCAAGCGCCAGUACGGUCUGGAUAUUUCCCAGGACUUGACCGUUUACCACUGUUACACCGCCGAUGACCUUCAUCCAGCACUUGGAACACUGGAAGCAUUGUUCUACCUUGUGUUGAUAGUGCUAGCCGUCCUGGUGGCAUCCGCUACUCUCUUCGACAUGCAACUAUCCAACCGAAAGGGUCAUCCGAAGCUUCAUUUCCAGCAACUACCGGAGAGUAAACGAGAAAGACUGCUGGUAGCGUUCUCUUUUCCUCGGAACUUCUACCGGUUGAAAGAUUCCGUCGGUGGCAGCAUACGACAAGAUCUGCAGUUCCUGGAAGCAUUCCGAGCUAUUCACAUGUUCCGGGUGAUCAUGCUGCACGUGUUCCUAGCUCACGACAAACUACCCCAGCGAAACACUUUCUUCAUAGAGGCCAUUCAGCAUCGGGCAGCAACCGUCGUCUACAUAGCCGAGUUCCAAAACUACAUUCAAACGUUCCUGUCGAUUUCGGGAAUGCUGUUGGUGGUUAACUUCCUUGAACACAUCCGGAAAAAUCCAGAUUUCGACCUGUCGGUCGCAUGGGAAAAGCUGAAGGCUAGACUGUGCCGGAUCGUACCGGCUUACGCGUUCGUCAUUUUUCUCGAGUGUGCCUUCAUGCGACGGAUGAUUGAUGGUCCAAUAGGACAGCACUUCAUCGGCGAGGCUCAGGCCAAUUGUCGACGCUGGUGGUGGGCGAAUCUGCUCUUCAUCAACAACUACAUUCAAACGGAUGAGCCGUGCUUGAUCCAAUCGUGGUACCUCGCAGCGGACAUGCAGCUGUUCCUCUACGGCCUAACGGUGAUGAUUUUGAUCUGGCGAUGGCCGCAUCUGAAAGAAUAUAUCUUCGGUACCGCUUUCCUCUGUGCCAUAGUAAUCCCGACCGUCGUUUCCUACGUGAAUAACGUUUCGCCGGCCAUGACUUCGCAUCUCGAAAACGCACAUCACUACAGCCGACAGCACACCUACCAGUACGAUAUCUACUUUCCCUUCCACCAGAACAUCGGAGCUUACUCCUUCGGAAUGCUAGCCGGUUUCAUCUAUCACCGCUGUCGUGACUCCAGAGCAACCCUCCUAAGGUCCAAACUAUUUUUGGCACUUUUUAACAUUUCCGUCAUUCUUUACUUCCUUAGUUUGGGAACCGUUUACUGGGUGAUCGCCUUCCGGGACAAUAUUCCACAGAUUUUACAAGCUAUUUACUCAACAUUCUUCAAACAAUCGUGGGCGAUUCUGACAACGGUGCUGCAGCUGGGACUAGCCUUGUUCACCUUGAACUCCUGGUUCAAACGAUUCUUCAGCCAUCCGUUCUUCGGCGUCGUAGGGAAGCUGUGCUAUAGCUUCUAUCUGAUCCAUUUCACCAUAAUCGAACUGGUGUACGGUGGAACAAUGAGCCCCAUCUACUCGAACGAGCGGGUUAUCGUGACAUAUGUAGCGCAAGUGUUCUGGUGGACGACGGUUGUCGGAAUGGCGCUGGCAGUGGUGAUCGAGUUGCCGAGUGCUGCCGCCCUUAAGGAACUGUUGGAUCGGCGGAAGCUAAAAACCGACAAAAUCCAACAGACGCAGAUUUCGACGAUUGAUGGCCGCAUCAAAGCGGACAGGUGCUGACAUUGUGUGACUGUAGGAUUUUUUACCCCACGUAGAUUUAGCUCGUCAUUAUGCUAAGAUAGGUUACGUAACACUUUUUUUCGUAAUCAUUGACACAGUAUUUUAGAUGAUCUGACAAAUUACACGUAUUUAUUAAUAGAUCAAUCAUCUGCUAGCAAUUUAUAAACAAACAUGGCGACGAGUUUUGAAUUAUUUUUUAUCACAUUCCACUGAGUGUUGCUGACAUCCAGGAUUCAAACAGUAAGGAUAGGUAAGUACCAAAGUGGAUGAAUUCCGGAGGCGUUCUUUUAUGAUGGUGGUUGACAUUCAAAUUGUGGAAGCACAUAUUGACUUAGCCGACUUCUUAUUUUGCGUUCUCAGAUCAAAGAUUUCCAACUGAACGAAGAUUCAAAAGUCAUCGAACCAAGCAUUGGUUUCGCUCGACUGAGCUUUAGUUUCCCUUCCUAUAAACGUACCGGUAUCCAGUGUAAGUACAGGUCAUAAAACUACAGGUGAAACAAGAUCCAGACAGUGAUUCAGUGGUAGUUUAAUCGUCUGCAAUGCAUAUAUAGCAACUGCACAACAGCUGAAAACAAAAUGCACAAAAAAGACUCCCGUCCAAACAAUCACGGCCAAUUCGAAAAUUUUCAUGUUCAUGGCUCGGAAGGUGAAUGAUCAAACAGAGGAAGGCCUUCGCAGAGUUAUCCGAAUCGGGGUAAUUCACGUUCACUUUUUUCCAGUACUUGAAAUGCGUUUAUUGUCCUAGGUCCGGGGAACGUUGGUAGCACCUAGCUGAGCUUGAUCUGCACUGGCGGCGGUUGAUUAAUCUGGAAGAUACUUGAGUGGGUGCGGGAACAAGUUCAAUGGAAGGUGGUGAGGUGAUCUUUCUAUUAAAUCAAGGUUACAGUUUCUAGCCUUUGUUUGGACGGCAACAACCUUACAGUGGAACCGUUCAACCAGCGACAACAAUGGAACCGGCUGAAUUGAAAUUAAAAGG